ACUCAUGCAGUUGAUCUUCUUGCAUGCCGGGAGACAAGCACUGCAGCUUUUUGAACUUCUAAGCACAUUUUCCCACCUCGGAGGACAACAUCCCAUUUUGAUGGAGAUUCUGCUGAAUAUUUUUCCAAUUGACUGAUUUUCCCCGAAAGAGUGUUUUCUUUUUGUUGCCGGAAAGUCUCGAGUCAGGAGCCACCACGAUGGAGAGUAUAAAACCGAGGUUGAAAGUGCUGAAGAAGCGGCGCUCCAGUCUUUUUGCCACGAUAAAACGGGAAAUGAGUUUUUCGCAUAGCAUUGAGGAACAGGAGAGUGAAUUCCCUUUUUCCCAAAGCAGUUCUAUAAAGCUGUGGACAUCCAUGGAUAACCUGGACAGCCCUGGCAAACAGAAAAGGGAGAAAAAAGCCGCACCAAACCCGAGGAAAUCAAACAUUGUUAACCUCAACGUGGGUGGAAAGGUCUUCCACAUCCCCAAACAUUUGGUCCUCAAACACCCCAAAACCAGGAUAGGAGUCCUUGCCCUUUGUGAAGAUCCGGUCAAGCGAAUGACGCUCUGCGACGACUACAGCGUUCAUAACGAUGAAUUCUUUUUUGACCGGGAUCCGAUGUUUUUCCAUUAUAUCUUCCACUUCUACUGCAGCAACGUUUUGUGGGUGAUGGACAGUCUCUGUCCUGUCAACUUUGAAGAAGAGAUGUCUUUCUGGGGGCUGAAACUGAAGGACACGCCCAGAUGCUGUCGUAUUCUGUUUGAAGAGAAAGUGGAUGACAUAAGAGACCAACUGAAGGUCAACCAGGAGCUUCUUGAUGAGAUUAAGCCUCACCAGGAUGACGAGGGCUACAAGACCAUGUUUCUUGGCAGCUUUCGAAAGCUUCUCUGGGACCUAAUGGAGAACCCUUACUCUUCCAUGUCAGCUAAAGCCUUUGCUGUGUUCUCCAGUCUCUUUGUGCUCAUCUCCAUCGUCUCCAUGACGCUGAACACGGUGCCCGAGCUCAGGGACUACAAACUGGCCGGCAAAACCUACAUGGAGUGGGUGGAAGUUGGCUCCAUCCUCUUCUUCACUUUGGAGUACUUCCUGCGUUUGGUCACCACCUCCGACAUCAAGCAUUUUGUCAAAAGUGCCUUGAACUUUGUCGACGUGGUGGCCGUUAUGCCAUAUUUCAUCCAGAUUAUCUUUGAGACUUUUGUCAUCGAUUCAGAGGACUUCAGUGCGAAGGAAGAUUUGAAGGCCAUGUCAAGGGUCAGCAAAGUCAGCAAGGUGCUCAAAGUCGUCAAGCUGAUGCGCAUAUUCCGUAUCCUCAAACUUGCUCGUCACUCCACAGGCAUGAGGGCCUUUGGCUUCACCAUCCGUCAAUGUUCUGAGCAGGUGUGUUGUCUGUUUCUCUUCAUCGCCAUGGGCAUCUUCACCUUCUCGGCUCUUAUGCACUCAGUGGAGGUGGACCAGCCUGGAACGCCAUUCAGCAGCAUCCCAGAUGCCUGGUGGUGGGCAGCGGUGAGCAUCUCCACCGUUGGCUACGGAGACGUGGUGCCCAUCUCCUACCUGGGUCGCUGCGUAGCCUUUCUCUGCAUCUCAUUCGGGAUCAUCCUCAACGGCAUGCCCAUCUCCAUUCUUUUCAACAAGUUUUCCGACUACUACGCCAAGCUGAAGGAACAGGAAUACACCUUUUCAAACACGGAGCGCACCUUCCAGCUUCAGAAACGUCUGCGGAACAAGUGCGACAGCUGCUUCCAGCCACAAAUCGAGGAUUCUGAUGAUGAGAUCCACUAUCGGCCCAGUGGAAGGCAAACUAUUUUUGAAGGGGAAGAGUAAAAAGACAGGCGGCCAGAUUGGAAACUCGCUCACCUUAAAUGGCCUUAUCACACUUGGGUCUAGAUUGUGCAGGACCCCAUCUGCUACCUACUGAACUAAUGGGAUGUAUUAUGAACAGGACAAGACAGCCAAUGGACCUCCAAGCUUUUAGAUUUGGAUUGCAUUGGAACAAUAGAGGUGAUGACGUGCAAACUCAUGCACAACAUUAUCAGCCGCUUAAAUGUUUGCAAAUUGUAAAGCGAAGCGGACUGUCAGCGUUUUAUUUACAGGAGUAAAGAUGGAUAUGGAUGUGCUCCGUGACUUGUCCAGUGUCAUGUUUCCUGGUCAAUGUGACGCGUACCUGAAGUUAGCAGGGUAUGUGACUGCGUCGAGAGCCGUCAAGUCCAACAGUGUAAUUUUCCUUGUCAAGGAUUACCUGGCUUUGCACUUGCGCCUCCUUCCUGGCCAGACAAGGACAAAGCGUGAUCAUGUGAUUUGCUAUUCUGGACAGCACACAUAAUGGGUGUGAUUAUAAGGUUGGUUAUUUUGUGUGUGUGUGUGUGGUCAGAUAAAGCACUCAGCUUGAAGAGAGCAUUUUUCAGUGAUACUGAACUAAUGAGGCAGAUGACACGCGGCGUGUUAGCAGUUAGCAGUUGGCAUAAUCCCAACGUGCACCAUAUUCUUUAUCUGGAGGUGCCAAAAGUGAGUCAGGCCAACACCUUGCAGCGUGUUGUUGGCUGCGUUACGUCCUCUUAUAUGUUCAUAAAGCACACAAUAUACAACAUACCUUCCAUUUUCCACAGGGCCUUUUUGUAUUACAUUGUGUGGGAAUGAUUGUUAUCACCUCAACUGAGGUAGGAAAAAAAAAGACUGCACCGCUUGCUUCAACCAGCAGAGGCGCUGAUGAUUCAGCCUCAAAUAGUUUGAGACUUCCACUGAGGUUCUUGACCCCGAUGCAAGUUGGCUGGAAUGCUAAAACGUGAAAAGAAAAGACUUAAAUUGCAUGUGUUCUGUGGGAAUCUGUAGUGAUAGACGUUUUUGUGUAUCAAACUCUUGUGGUCCUCCAGAUGACAUUGUUUUUCUUUUUUUGUUUCCAUACACAACUGUGAUUCAAUUACAACAUGAAUGUGUACAAUUAAAUAAGUUGCAUAUUAUUUAUAAUCUUUUAGCACAAAGUGGUGCCUUAGGUGAGCCCCAUCGGUGCCUACAAAAAAAACCCAAAUGUCAUAGUUUUCACUGCGGCACCCAAUUUAUAUGGUUCACAAAUGACAAAGAAACACUAUAUAAAUACUCUCACCACAAAAUACAAAUCCUGUAAAUAAGGAGAAAACACUGGAUAACACAAGAAAAGAAGGCAGACGUGCAGAAAAUGUAGGCAAAAUAAGGCAAACAUUGCAGUUUAUCACAGUUUGUCUACAAGCAACCAGUUCUAUGUGAAAGCACAUUCCUAUACAUUUAUUUUAUGACAUCAAAUAAUUUGUUUUUAUUUGCAGAAAUCUCUCUCUUGGAAGUCGACAAUGCAUGCAUGUAUAGAAAUUUCAUGAACGGUAGUGGUGGCGUAUAAGAGACCAGCCAAAAAGCAUCGUUCAUACGUAUACUACAUCAGGGUACACAGGGUACCCAUUGUGUUCACUAUUGUCAAUCAAUGUCACAUUGAACUCCACAUUGCACCACUUUUUCAUUCAACUGACUACAGGUGUGACACUUACCAGGAUAAGCAGCAAGAAAAUUGGUAGAUUUACUGUACAGUGUAUAGAAAUCGGGCUGGUGGUUAGCGCGUAGGCCACACAGCUAGGAGACCCGAGUUUGAUUCCAUUCUCGGCCAUCUCUGUGUGGAGUUUGCAUGUUCUCCCCGUGCAUGCGUGGGUUUUCCCCGGGUACUCCGGUUUCCUCCCACAUUCCAAAAACAUGCUAGGUUAAUUGGCCACUCCAAAUUGUCCAUAGGUAUGAAUGUGAGUGUGAAUGGUUGUUUGUCUAUAUGUGCCCUGGGAUUGGCUGGCCACCAGUCCAGGGUGUACCCCGCCUCUCGAUCGAAGACAGCUGGGAUAGGCUCCAGCACCCCCGCAACCCUCAUGAGGAAAAAGCGGUAGAAAAUGAAUGAAUGAAUGAAUGAUGCUCAACCACAUUCAGCACCAAGGAUAGAGAUCGUAUCAUUUUGACAGCCAUUUUAACUCUUGUGUCAGUCGCUAUAAACUAGCUACAUAUAAUACCCCGCCUCUCGACCAAAGACAGCUGGGAUAGGCUCCAGCACCACCGCGAUCCUUGGGAGGAUAAACGGCAGAAAAUGAAUGAAUGAAUGUACGUAGAUCUUGUUAUGCUGGUAAUAUUAAUAUCAGGUGACCGUCUCCAUCCUUGACAAGCUCGUUGUGCCGUAUCUCCCAUUCAUCAAGGGGUGUCAAGAUAAGAUGGUAAGAAGGUAUGGUAAGUUCUAACACGCUUUCUGGCCAAGUACCCAAGUACCAGUACGUGCACCCUUGGCCCAAACACAUUGAUAAGGCUGCACCAGUGAGUAAAAAAAGAAAAAAAGGACCACCCAAGGAGUGAUGCUUUUCGCCUGGCAUCUUAUAUCAGUUUCUAACUGAGGCCAUUCCAUCAUUUCUUUGGCUGGAGCCUUGAAGAGUUUGCAUCACUGUCAGUCUUUCCGGAUCAGAACAUACCUUCCCUUGCACCAAGGCUGAAUACAUCUUUCAGACCCGGUGUGACCUCAGCAUCAGUGCAGGUAGAGCACAUACUGUAUAUAUACAGUAAGGACCCCCCUCCAUAUUACACUGGUAAAUCCUCGCCUGAAGAACAGU
Doryrhamphus excisus (bluestripe pipefish) is the source of this 4576-nucleotide messenger RNA. Its product is annotated as potassium voltage-gated channel subfamily V member 2. The record is from RefSeq and is a predicted model, not a curated record. Gene Ontology annotation, cellular component: membrane; voltage-gated potassium channel complex. Lineage: Eukaryota; Metazoa; Chordata; Actinopteri; Syngnathiformes; Syngnathidae. Gene Ontology annotation, molecular function: delayed rectifier potassium channel activity. Gene Ontology annotation, biological process: action potential; protein homooligomerization; potassium ion transmembrane transport.